This is a messenger RNA of Cavia porcellus (domestic guinea pig), 1017 nucleotides long. Its product is annotated as killer cell lectin-like receptor subfamily E member 1. Lineage: Eukaryota; Metazoa; Chordata; Mammalia; Rodentia; Caviidae. Bases 1 to 1017 code for a protein of 338 amino acids. The transcript is spliced from 7 exons. Gene Ontology annotation, biological process: stimulatory C-type lectin receptor signaling pathway; positive regulation of natural killer cell mediated cytotoxicity. Gene Ontology annotation, molecular function: transmembrane signaling receptor activity. The record is from RefSeq and is a predicted model, not a curated record. Gene Ontology annotation, cellular component: plasma membrane; external side of plasma membrane.
AUGACCGAAGAACCCACAACUUUUACUACAUUAAACAAGACCUCUAAGCAGAAACACACAAGAAAUAAUGACAUUAAAAAUAAAUACAAUUCAAAUGCAUUGCCAGUCAUCGAGGAGGAGGUAAAACAGCACAAACAUUAUAAAAAACACAAAGCCACAGCAGGAGACAUCGCCAGCAAAGGGGAUUCCUCUCAUCUGCCAUGGAAGCUCUUUUCUAGUGUCCUUGGCAUCAAGUUUCUUCUCCUGAUGGGUGGAGCUAUCACAGUGGCUGUUUUUAUUACAAACUCAUCUCCCUUAAAAACGUCUCCUACAAUCCAUCAAAAAGGGCCUCACUGUCAACCUUGUCCAAAAGAUUGGAUCUGGUUCAGAUGUAGCUGUUAUUACUUCUCUGUGAAGAAGCUAACUUGGAGUAAAAGUCGACAUGCAUGCAUGUCUCUAAAUUCCAGUCUCUUGAAAACAAACAAAGAGGAAAUGAAUUUCUUCCACUUGAAAUCUUUCUACUGGAUUGGAAUGUACUACAAGAAACCUGAAAAUCAAUGGUUAUGGGAAAAUAAUUCGGUUCUACCUUCAGAUAUUUCUGAAUGGCAACAAGCCUGUUUAUCUUAUAAGUCAAAAGAACUGUCUAUGGCUGAAAACUGUGAAAUUAAACAGUACUACAUUUAUCGAGAAUCUAGGACAGAACCCGACAGUAGAGAAUUCAAACAGGCAGAGGGUAAGAUGAAGGUUAAAGGUAAGACAGACAUCCGGCACCAUACUCAGGGCUGGAAGAAACAAGGAUGGAGGGAGCUCACCAGAGCCUCUCCAUGGUCGCUGGGACUGAAGAAGAUGGUGCACAGUGAGUGCUGGGGGUGCAGGGGCUUUUGGGAAGGAGUUAAAAGUGCACAGUGUGUACCCCCACUGCAGACCAUACAGAUUGAAACAGAGAGAGAAAAGGAAAACGCCAAGCUUGUUCCUCUUUCUAACUUCCAAAGCUCAACCCAGGAUUCCCAUCACAUGAACUAUACCAAAACUGUUUGA